GGAAACAAAAUUGUUCAAGGCACCAGCCAUCCUGAGAUUGCAGAGCUUAUCGCUCACAGAAUUGGUCUACCGCUGUCGAAAGCAGUGGUCACUCGCAAUGGGGCCGGAGAAACUUCAGUCCGUCUCGGAGAGUCUGUUCGCGAGGCUGACGUAUACAUCGUUAACACUGGUUGUGGACCACCUGGACUCUCUGUGAACGUUUCCCUCAUGGAGCUGUGCAUCAUGAUUCAUGCUUGCAAGAUUUCGAGUGCUAAAAGGAUCACUGCCGUUAUUCCGCUUUUUCCCUAUGCUCGUCAAGACAAAAAGGACAAAAGUCGUGCUCCAAUAACGGCAAAGCUUGUUGCAAAUAUGUUGCAGAACAGCGGUUGCGACCACGUCAUUACUAUGGACUUGCAUGCAUCGCAGAUUCAGGGCUUUUUUGAUGUCCCUUUAUACGCCGAACCCUCCGUUCUCCACUAUAUCCGACAAAACUUCAAUAUCAAAGAUGUCGUCAUUGUCUCUCCAGAUGCUGGAGGUGCAAAACGAGCCACUUCAAUCGCCGAUCGGCUCGGGGUAGAUUUCGCCAUCUUUCAUAAGGAGCGGAAGAAGGCUAACGAAGUCUCGCGUAUGGUGCUCGUCGGACAAUGCGAGGGAAAGAUUGCGAUCCUUGUCGAUGAUAUGGCGGAUACAUGUGGUACCAUAUGCCUCGCGGCACACUAUCUCGUCGAGGGUAAAGCUUCACGAGUCAUCGCUAUUGUAACACAUGGAAUCCUGUCCGGUGACGCACUCAAGAAGAUUGAGGCAACAAAGGGUCUCGAAAAACUGGUGGUGACAAACACCAUACCACAAUGUGAUAACCAACGCGCUUGCAACAAAAUUGAAGUCAUCGACAUCGCUUCGGUCUUGGGUGAGGUCAUUCGACGUAGCCACUACGGCGAGAGCGUCUCCAGACUGUUUCAUGAAGUCCCCUACUAG
Molecule: messenger RNA, 954 nt
Organism: Cantharellus anzutake
Lineage: Eukaryota; Fungi; Basidiomycota; Agaricomycetes; Cantharellales; Hydnaceae
Product: phosphoribosyltransferase-like protein
Exons: 5
Biological process (GO): purine nucleotide biosynthetic process; 5-phosphoribose 1-diphosphate biosynthetic process
Cellular component (GO): cytoplasm; ribose phosphate diphosphokinase complex
Molecular function (GO): magnesium ion binding; ribose phosphate diphosphokinase activity
Source: RefSeq, a predicted model, not a curated record